Molecule: messenger RNA, 963 nt
Organism: Phytophthora sojae
Lineage: Eukaryota; Oomycota; Peronosporomycetes; Peronosporales; Peronosporaceae
Exons: 2
Coding region: 1-963 (320 amino acids)
Molecular function (GO): protein binding
Source: RefSeq, a predicted model, not a curated record
AUGGGUGCCGCCGGAGAAGUGCCAGCGCCGCUCCAAGGCAGUGACGAAUCGACCGCCAAGCCCGGAGGCAACACCCCCACCUGCGUCACGCCACCAACGUCGCCGGCGCGCCCCAGACUACGCAAGGCGCUUCAACCCCGCCAAGAAGGACGUCGUGCUCGGCGUGAGGCUGCUGCGCCGUACAGCCGUCGCCCGUCGGUGCCUCAGCGUCCGGAUCGACCCGCGGUCGACCCACGUGGAUCGAUGAGCGCCAGCACGGAUGUGGUGCGCCGCUCGCCACCGCAAGCACAGCGGCCACGUGAUCAGUUCGUGCCAGCUCGGUGGCCAUAUCACGUGGCCCACCUCCGCGAGCAGUUCAACCCAUUGGCGACGGUCUUUCCGGCGGUGCCACACUUCGGGUGGUGCGACUGCCCGUCGCCGUGCCGCGUGGACUCCUGCCGCAACUCGCGCAUGCACCUGUAUUGCAACAUUAAUUGUUGCCCCUUCGGAGGCCUCUGUGGGAACGCGCUGGGCGAGUCGAACAAAAUCUACCUGGGGAAGAAUGUGCGCACAAAGGCGCUCGGAGUGGUCGCCGCUAAGGCCAUUGAAGCUGGAGAAGUCCUCGGUCAAUACCUCGGCGAGAUGGAGCACGUCAGCGCUUCUCGCGCGAAUCGACCGCGCAACAACGGCUAUCGUUUGGUGAUGAAGAUGCAGCCAGAAAGGCCCACGCACCCAGUCCGUGUGGCGAUCAAUGCAGAGAACAUGGGCGGCCUCAUGUGGUUCGUAAAGCACUCUUGCGAGCCGCUGGCGAAGUUCGUCGAGGUCUCCAACGGACGCCGCACCACCGUUGUCGUGGCGAGCACGGAAGACAUUCGUCAGGGCCAAGAGGUGACGGUCGAUUAUGGCGAUGACCUGGGGUUCAUCUACCGAUGCGGAUCGGACAGAUGCCACCAUCACCAUCUCCAAGAUGCUCAAGAUCUGUAA